Gastrolobium bilobum is the source of this 1429-nucleotide messenger RNA. Its product is annotated as glucan endo-1,3-beta-glucosidase 7. Gene Ontology annotation, molecular function: hydrolase activity, hydrolyzing O-glycosyl compounds. The record is from RefSeq and is a predicted model, not a curated record. Bases 218 to 1360 code for a protein of 380 amino acids. Gene Ontology annotation, cellular component: plasma membrane. The transcript has a single exon. Gene Ontology annotation, biological process: carbohydrate metabolic process. Lineage: Eukaryota; Viridiplantae; Streptophyta; Magnoliopsida; Fabales; Fabaceae.
CCCACAAGAGAUAAUAUAUACACAUAUAUGUGCACCAAAUUCAGAAAUAGAUAUAUAUAGUAGUUGCAUGAGAAAAGAAACUAGUAAAUUACAUCAGAGAGAGAGAGAGAGAGCCAGUGGCCAUAUUGUAAAUCUAAAGAUUUCAAUCUCUAGUCCUCUUUGGUAACAAACAACUAACUAAUUCACCCGCGGUUUCCCAAACAGAAGAGAAAGCAGCAUGUUUCAUACAUUCAUCUCCCUCACUCUCUCUCUCUACCUUCUCUCUCUCCUCCUCCCAAUAACCGCCUCGCUUCCCUCCAUCGGCGUGACGUACUCGGCGCCCACCAACAGCCAAGAAGUAGCGUCGUCGUCGGCGUCGGCUGAGAGAAUCAGCGGCGCCAUGGGGAGGCUAAAGCUGAGGUGCCUCCGGCUAGAGAAUUCAGAGCCAGCCAUCAUACGGAGCUUGUUGUACACGAACGUCACACUCUUGCUCACCAUCCCUAACUACAUGGUCACCCCAAUGGCCACCAACAGGUCCGUUGCAUUGCAGUGGCUAUACACGCACGUGGUGCCGUUUUACCCACGUGCCAAGAUAACCACCAUCUCGGUGGGUAACGCCUUCACGGACGUUUACCCUGAAUCCAUCAACAACCUCCUCCCUGCAAUCUCCAACGUACACCUGUCCCUCCGCGAUCUUGGCAUCCGCAAGAUCUCCGUCUCAACCUCUUUUUCCUUCGUCACCACCAUCUCCACUCCCUUUCCACCUUCCUCAGCUCAGUUUCAAGAACCCGCCGGCGUUAACCUCUUCGGUCCACUCCUCCAGUUCUUGACAGACACGAACUCCUCCUUCUUGAUCAACGUCUACCCUUACAACCUCUACAGGCUCAGGGCAGAGAUACCGCUCGGCAUUGCGCUCUUUCAAGAACAUCCUUUCAACUUCCGCGAUGACUUCACCACCGGCGUCCGGUACCGGAAUCUUUUCGACCUGAUGGUGGACGCGGUGGUGAGCGCCAUGGCAGUGGCGGGAUACGAGAGCAUUCCGAUUGUGGUGACGGAGACGGGGUGGCCGAGCGGAAGCGCGGCGGCGAACGAGGUGGAUGCGAAUUUGGGGUAUGCGGAGAUAUACCUGAAGGGUCUGGUGAAGCACCUCAAGUCAGGGAUGGGGACGCCUCUGCUGAGAGAUGGUGUGCGUGAGGUUUAUGUGUACGAACUCUUUGAUAAGGAAAGAACGAGUCGCAAUUGGGGGAUUCUCUACCCUAAUGGCACCGCCAAGUACCGUAUUGAUUUCUCUGCCUCCUCCUCCUCCUCUCUAGAACCUUCUUACAUUCACCUCGCAUUCGCUAUUUUCUCGCUUUUGCUUUGCUCUGUGUUGGUUCAUUAGGUUUCAAUUUUCAUUGACUCAUUAUAAUGGGAUUUUGAAAAAACUUUAGUUAGUAAAAACUGCAUUAGA